AUGGUGCUGCUCUGCACUAUGCCACCUGCUCCUCUGGCUGUGAAUGUAGCUGCAACUCGCCCACUAAUUCUGGAGCUUAUGACAUCUGUAGCUGCGCGAGAGCAUGUUCGCGUGUUGGCUGGGACCACUUACGGACGCUGCGUGCUUGGACUUGCGGGGUUCUUGACCUUUGUGACCAAGAGCAUGGCUACAUUCGUUAAGUGUGUGGAUGACAAUGUGAGCGCCGAUGACGUGAAGAUUAUGCAUGAAAUGCUUCUGCUGCUCGCUGAAGCGGUGAUCGACGAGGACAAUGCUACUUUUAUCGCUCGUGUCGGAGCUCAUCCUUUGCUGAUGCGGCUUAUGGAGCACGAGUGCGAAGACAUUCAAGAGGCAGCUGCAGAGGUCGUAUCACGGUGCACAAGUAGCCCGUCUGCUAUUACAUUCCCUCAUCGCAUACGCCAAGUGGUAGAAGUUGAGCGUUUGUGGCCGCGUGUAGUGUCGCUGCCUUUUGAUCCCCGCGAUAAUUUCCAUAAGAUUGCGAACGGCAGCCACCAGAGCACGAUAGAUGUGCUUAUUCAUCAAGUCCCUACUCGCAUGACAGGCCAACGAAAAACGGGCUAUCUUUUGUGGGGAGCAGCAUUUGUUCUUGCUCGCUGGAUUCAUAAGCACCGGGAACUGUUCAUGGGAAAAAGAGUUAUCGAAGUGGGUAGUGGUCUUGGACUCGCGGGCAUCACGGCGGCUCGGUAUGCAAGCCAAACGACGCUGACGGAUUACCAAGCGGACACGUGCACGGCGCUUGAGUAUAACGCGCAGCUCAACAAACCGUUUACGCAUGAAUUUGACCCGGCAAAGCCUGAAGUGAAGGUGUCGCUUCUGGACUGGGACCUCCCUGCAAGUAUCGAGAGUGUCCCUAAGGCCCAAGUUGUUAUCGGCAGCGACAUUAUCUGUGAGCCCAGCACGGCCGAAGGAUUUUUGCGUGUUGUGCGACACCACGUGUUAAGCGACCCCCAUGGCGUGGCCUACCUCAUGAAUGCCAAUAGCCACAGUCGUUUUGGUGUCACCAACCUACACGCACUCCUUGCUGCCAGCGUCGAUCUUUCCUACAGCAUAACACCAGUUGGUGAACUGCCUGACGGUGCAGAUCUUCUUGAGACAGUCAGCGAUGUGCAGGAACUCUCGUAUGAAUUCUACGAGAUUCGUUCAGCCUCUUGUUAA
Molecule: messenger RNA, 1194 nt
Organism: Peronospora farinosa
Lineage: Eukaryota; Oomycota; Peronosporomycetes; Peronosporales; Peronosporaceae
Source: the annotation of a GenBank genome assembly